CUUCUCUGAUAGAGAAUACAGGAAGAUAUGCUGUGCACAACAACCAGUGUCAGAGACCUCAUGGCUCCCCGGUAAAGAAGAAGAUGUACCCACAAGAAGCCUCUGAGGAGCCUCCAGCUCACAAGGACAGAGGAGAUGGAGAGAGGCCGGUCGACGCGAGGGUGGUGCAGGUGGCCCCUCUGAGGUUUGGCUCUGCUCUUUGUUGGGGUGCUGUACAAGACAUCUCUGAAGAAGACACUGUAUACGACAUCUGUAAUGAGGAUGCUGUAGACAUCUCUGAUGAGGACACUGUAGAUAUCUCUAAUGAGGCUCCUGUACAUGACAUCUCUAAUGAGGCUGCUGUAUGUGACAUCUCUAAGGAUGCUGUAAACAUCUCUGAGGCUGCUGUACGUGACAUCUCUAAUGACGCUGUAGACAUCUGUAAUGAGGCUGUUGUACAUGACAUCUCUAAUGAGGACACUAUAGAAGACAUCUCUUAUGAGGACACUGUAUACGACAUCACUAAUGAGGAUGCUGUACGAUACAUCUGUAAAAAAGAAGAUGCUACCAAGGAGCCAUUGACACUGGAGAACGAUUUGAUUGUGGAGAGCAUAUCUGAUGAUGAGGAUUUUGCAGCUCCUUGUGGGAGUGCUGUACAAGACAUCUCUGAAGAAGACACUGUAUAUGACAUCUGUAAUGACGCUGUAGACAUCUCUGAUGAGGACACUGUAGAUAUCUCUAAUGAGGCUCCUGUACAUGACAUCUCUAAUGAGGCUGCUGUAUGUGACAUCUCUAAGGAUGCUGUAAACAUCUCUGAGGCUGCUGUACGUGACAUCUCUAAUGACGCUGUAGACAUCUGUAAUGAGGCUGUUGUACAUGACAUCUCUAAUGAGGACACUAUAGAAGACAUCUCUUAUGAGGACACUGUAUACGACAUCACUAAUGAGGAUGCUGUACGAUACAUCUGUAAAAAAGAAGAUGCUACCAAGGAGCCAUUGACACUGGAGAACGAUUUGAUUGUGGAGAGCAUAUCUGAUGAUGAGGAUUUUGCAGCUCCUUGUGGGAGUGCUGUACAAGACAUCUCUGAAGAAGACACUGUAUAUGACAUCUGUAAUGACGCUGUAGACAUCUCUGAUGAGGACACUGUAGAUAUCUCUAAUGAGGCUCCUGUACAUGACAUCUCUAAUGAGGCUGCUGUAUGUGACAUCUCUAAGGAUGCUGUAAACAUCUCUGAGGCUGCUGUACGUGACAUCUCUAAUGACGCUGUAGACAUCUGUAAUGAGGCUGUUGUACAUGACAUCUCUAAUGAGGACACUAUAGAAGACAUCUCUUAUGAGGACACUGUAUACGACAUCACUAAUGAGGAUGCUGUACGAUACAUCUGUAAAAAAGAAGAUGCUACCAAGGAGUCAUUGACACUGGAGAACGAUUUGAUUGUGGAGAGCAUAUCUGAUGAUGAGGAUUUUGCAGCUCCCUCACUGGACAGGAUAGACUGGGCACCCAGGCCUCAAGAUAACCCUGAGAAAUAUAUUGACUGUCUCCACAGGGCUUAUGAUUUCUUCUCAGGUUUGAAAAAUGCCCCCAGAUGAGCAAGACGGGGCUGCCACAUUGAUGGAGCAGCUGCGGGACACACCCAAGAAACCUCCUGGAGAACACAGGGGACAUUCACAGCUGGAGGCUGCAUCUAUGGCCGGGGUUUUCAUCCAUGAGCUGGGGACUUCAUCCAUGGGCUGAGGACUUCAUCCACUACUGGGGACUUCAUCCAUGACUGGAGACUUCAUCUGCGACUGAGGGCUUCAUCCAUGGGCUGGGGCCUUCAUCCAUGACUGGGGGCCUCAUCCACGGGCUGGGGGCUUCAUCCAUGGGCUGGGGGCUUCAUCCAUGACUGGGGGCUUCAUCCAUGGGCUGGGGGCUUCAUCCAUGACUGGGGGCUUCAUCCACGACUGGAGACUUCAUCCAUAGGCUGGGGGCUUCAUCUACAGCUGGAGACUUCAUCCACAGCAGGGGCUUCAUCCUUGGCUGGUUUGCCUGAUCUGUAUCUGAGCCACAGAUACAGAUUAUUAAACAGAUAAU
Gorilla gorilla gorilla (western lowland gorilla) is the source of this 2052-nucleotide messenger RNA. RefSeq lists its product as uncharacterized. The record is from RefSeq and is a predicted model, not a curated record. NCBI's taxonomy places the organism in Eukaryota, Metazoa, Chordata, Mammalia, Primates, Hominidae. Bases 84 to 1568 code for a protein of 494 amino acids. The transcript has 14 exons.